AUGGCUGAAACAUUUGAGGUUCAUUCUCAAGAAAUGGGUGAAAAUAAUAGUGCUUAUCGAGAUGACGAAAUAUGUACUCAAAUCUGUGAUGAUGUGAAGGGUUCGCCACAAGAGCUAGGUUUCGUUAGUGAAGAAGAUGAAUUGGACGGGCAGAAGAAGAUAAAAAAGACAAUGGUUCACGAGUCCUUUAUCAAGGUUAUUUCGAAACAAAGGGCUGUGUUGUAUGCCCUUAUAUGCGCCUUGAUCACGGCUCUUGCUGCAAUGGCUGCUGCUUCUCUCUCUGGUUCGAUUGAUCCCAAUGAGAUCAAUUUCAUUCGGAUGUUCAUCCAGCUCCUCGCCUGCCUCCCCGUCGCUGUCAACCAGAGAAUCCAUUUUCGAUACUCCGGAAGUGCAUAUUUUCUCCUGCUGAUGCGCUGUGUUAUUGGAGCCUUCAACUCGACCCUAAUUUUCUUCAUCUAUCAAAUUAUACCAGUGGCCAACGCCAAAGCAAUACAGUACAGUGCACCUAUAUUCGCCGGACUGCUCGGGUGUAUACUUCUCAAGGAAUCUUGCUCUUUCGUUGAAACCAUACUGUCAUUUGUGACUCUCGGUGGGGUCAUCCUUGUAGCACAACCACCGUUUCUUUUCGAAAACGUGGAAUCGGUGGAAACAGUUUCCGAAGCGGGUGUACUUGGUUCCAUCUUAAGUUUGCUAUCUGCGUUUUUAUCAGCACUUACGUUCAUCGUGUUGCGUAAACUGAGCACUUACAGAAUGCCCGCAAUUACCAUUCUAACCAUCUACUCCAUCGUUGGAAUGAUCAUCUCGGCAACUAUGACAACCGCACUCCGUCAAUGGACAGUUCCGGGAUGCGGGCUGGACCGAUUCGCCUUGAUAGGAAACGGUAUCCUCCUGGUGAUGACACAAGCCUUGGAGUACCUUGCCCUCAAGAUUGAGCGAGCUUCGACAGUUGGCCUGGUCCUUUCGAGUGAUGUCAUAUUCUCGUUUGCCCUAGAAUUUGCCAUCUUCGGUGUUGUACCUAACUUUUUGACGGUGAUUGGGGCUUUGGUCAUAAUGGCUAGCUUAGUUGGACUCACAGUUAAGAAACUGUGUACCAGGGAAAAGGAGUCUGAAGAUUACCACGAAGGGGAAGGUGAAACAAACACAACCAGGACAGCUAGUAUAAGGGAUCAGAAAAACAGUACUGAUGAAAAUAAAAUCAAAUCCUGA
Strongylocentrotus purpuratus (purple sea urchin) is the source of this 1206-nucleotide messenger RNA. RefSeq names its product solute carrier family 35 member G1-like. Gene Ontology annotation, cellular component: membrane. The transcript has a single exon. The record is from RefSeq and is a predicted model, not a curated record. Lineage: Eukaryota; Metazoa; Echinodermata; Echinoidea; Camarodonta; Strongylocentrotidae. Bases 1 to 1206 code for a protein of 401 amino acids.